Molecule: messenger RNA, 3736 nt
Organism: Oncorhynchus gorbuscha (pink salmon)
Lineage: Eukaryota; Metazoa; Chordata; Actinopteri; Salmoniformes; Salmonidae
Product: complement C4-like
Biological process (GO): complement activation
Cellular component (GO): extracellular region
Molecular function (GO): endopeptidase inhibitor activity; protein binding
Source: RefSeq, a predicted model, not a curated record
UGGCUGGCGAAGGAGAUAGACUUAAAUGGUCAGAGGGCCAAAGUUGCCUUGCUGGCUGUGGACAAGGCUAUUUAUGCUCUCAAUGCCCACAACAAACUCACCCCCAAACAGGUAUUCUCGUCCAUGCAGUCCUAUGACCUCGGUUGCUCAUACGGUGGCGGCUCAGAUACAGCCUCUGUGUUGAAUGACGCUGGCUUGUCAUUCAUCUCCAACUCUCAUGUGCUAUCUAGGAUGAGGAAGGGGUUUAACUGUGAGUCAGGCUUCAGACGACAGAGGCGUUCCCUGGACCUCCAGGAGCAGAUGGUGUCCAUAAAAUCCAGGUACUCAGACGCCAAGCUGCAGGAGUGUUGUUCUCAUGGCUUGUCCCAGAUCCCCAUGCUGAGGACGUGUCAGCAGAGAGCCGAGAGAGUGGCACGAGCCAAUAAGGACCAUGUCUGUGUCAAGGCCUUCCUGGACUGCUGCAUAGAGGGAGAGAAGUUGAGGGAGAAGAAGAAACGAGACGACGCCCAGAGAGGACAUGGCAGGACUGCGACUGCCACAGACAUCGAAGACUUCUUUGACACAACCAAUCAGCAAAUACGCAGAAGUUUCCCCCCAAGCUUUGCAUUCACAGUGGUCGAUAUAAACGGCAAAGGAAGUCAUACUGUGGCUCUGCCUGAUUCCAUCACCACCUGGGAGAUACAGGCUGUCAGCUUGUCUGCUUCUCAUGGCAUCUGUGUGGCAGAACCACAUGAGUUCCGUGUGUUUAAGAAUGUUUUUGUCUCUCUGAGGCUGCCGUACUCAGUCAAAAGAUUUGAGCAGAUGUCUAUUGCUCCUGUUGUCUACAACUAUUGGGACCAGGCUGCACAGAUUGCACUCCACAUGGAGAGAAAUGACAAGCUCUGUUCACCAGGCUCCAAUUCCAUCAAAACCUAUGUCAACAUCACCGUGGAGGCCCACUCCUCCAAAGCCGUCACAUUCUCUGCAGUACCCAUGGAAACCGGCCCCAUACCCAUCAAAAUACGCCUUUAUGACAUAGAGAAUGAGGACAGCAGUGAUGCUAUUGAAAAGAUUCUGAAUGUUAGAACGGAGGGAAUAGAGAAGAGAGUGGAGGAAACUCAUUUUGUUGACCUGAAUGGUAAUAUUGGGAAGAGUCGCAAAUCUUUCACGAUUGAUGGAAAGUUACCAGACAACACAGUCCCUGGCUCCAGCACCAAUAUCUUCGUCAAGAUGGAAGGGGAGCUGUUUGGCAAAUCCACUUCCACGACCCUGCUCUCUCCCGAUGGGGUUAGAAGCUUGCUCAAUGCUCCUCAUGGAUGUGCAGAGCAGACAAUGAAACGUAUGGCCCCCACAGCCCUGGCCCUCCGCUAUCUGGACCUUAGCCAGCGCUGGUAUGAGCUGCCCGCUGGCACCAAAGACACGGCCCUCCAGUUCACAGAGCAAGGCUAUAUGAGAAUUUUGACAUUUAAAAAGGGUGAUGGAUCGUAUGGAGCUUGGACGCACCAUCCCACCAGUUACUGGCUGACGGGCCUUGUUGUGAAAGUGAUGUCUCUGGUGGCAGAACGUCAGAAUGCAGGCGGUGGAGAGAAGGGGAGAUGGGCACAGGGUGUGUCUGAGCAGCAUAUCAUUGAUUCAGUCAGAUACCUCCUGGUUAAACAGAAGGAGGAUGGAUCAUUCUCGGACCCUAACCCAGUCAUACACCGGGAAAUGCAGGGAGGCAUUGGAGGGAUAGAGGGAGAUGUCUCCAUGACUGCUUUCAUAACUGUGGCUCUAAAUCACUCCCUCCCUUUUCUGACAGACAACAAGGAGCGUAGCGAUACGAAAGCCAUUAUCUCCAAAGCCACCGACUACCUGCUCUCACGUGUUGAGGGGCUACAGAGGCCCUACGCUGUGGCCAUAACAGCCUACUGUCUGUCAGUCUGUCUGUCUGAUCGGAAACAGGCUGAGCCUGCCUGGGAAAAACUCAAAGGACUGGCAACUGAAGGGGAAGACCAUUGCCGUGGGUGGUAUGCUAACGCUGGCAUGGUGAAUGAGGAAAAGAAACAUUAUGUACCGACAACAGAGGCCAUAACAGUAGAGACUACAGCCUAUGCCCUGUUAACUGCAGUGGCUCAUAAGGACGCAGAGUGGGCAGACUCUGCAGCCUGCUGGCUGACUUCACAGGAGAACUAUGGAGGAGGUUUCAAGUCCACACAGGAUACUAUAGUGGCUUUGGAGGCUCUCUCUGAGUAUGCACUGAGCAGGCCCCAACCUCCCAUCACAGAAGUGGAGGUACAGUUCACUAUUCCAGGGAAGAGCGACAUUCAGAAGCUGUCAUUGGACAACAAGGGGGAUAAAGUAGAAACGGAGCUGAAGAGACUGAUUGGUAAUCCUAUCAUUAACGUAGCCCUAACGGGACAGGGAAAAGCCAAGAUGAAGGUUACGAAAGCUUACCAUCUACUGGACACCUCAGACGACUGUAACCUUCUGUCAAUCACAGUCAAAGUAGAGGGGAGGGUAAAGUACACUGCCCAGAUUGUUGAAGACUACAAUGACUAUGAGGGUGACUAUGGAGACGGAGAGAAAAGGGAGGAAGAGGAUGCCCGAUCAGCGAUUGAGUGGUUUGACGCUCGCAGCAGACACAGAAGAGAUACUCAGCAAAGCCGGAAUUCUGAAAACGAUGUUGAAUACGAAGUCUGUGUGAGUCAUAGUCUGACCAGGAAUCUCACAGGAAUGUCCAUAGCCGACAUCACACUGCUCAGUGGCUUUGAGGCACAGACAGACGACCUGGACAAGCUAAAGAACCCUGAUGAACAAUACAUCUCUCACUACGAGGUCUCACAUGGCAAAGUGCUGUUGUACUUUAAUGAGAUUGAGGAAAGGGAGUGUGUAACGUUUAGGGCUGUGCAGACAGUAACUAUAGGUUUACUGCAGCCUGCUCCGGCCACAUUCUAUGACUACUAUGAACCAGACAGAAAGUGUACUACUUUCUAUGCUGCACCAAAAAGAAGCAAGAUGGUUUCAACAUUGUGUUCAGGGGAUGUGUGCCAGUGUUCAGAGAGGCCCUGCCACAAAGAGAAGGACACUUUUGGACCACUGAAGCUAGAGAAGAAAGAUCGUUUUGAACAUGCUUGCUAUUCCCCCACUGUGGAUUACGGUUUCAUUGUCCAAGUCAUCAGUAUGUCUGUGAAGAGUAACUUUGAACUCUACACAACUAAUGUGACUCAGGUACUCCGAGCCACCGGAGAUGUGAAGCUGGAGGAGAGCAAAGUGCGAGUGUUCGCCAAGAGGCUCCAGUGUAAAGGACAGCUAGAGACAGGGAAGACAUACCUCAUCAUGGGCAAAGAUGGCUCCACCACCGACUCGAAUGGCCAGAUGCAAUACCUUUUGGAAUCAAAUACCUGGAUUGAACAAGUGCCUAAUGAGAGAAAGUGCCAAGGAUCAAAGAACAGACCUACAUGCAAAAAAUUUAAAGACUUUGUAUCUGAGUACAUGUUGAAUGGCUGCACCCAGUAACUGGGUUACUGACACGUUAACAUGCAUCCUCAACACAUCAUCUAGAAAAUUACAUGUUUUAUCUAGUCAUGUCAUUUAAAGACUUUGUAUCUGAGUACAUGUUGAAUGGCUGCACCCAGUAACUGGGUUACUGACACGUUAACAUGCAUCCUCAACACAUCAUCUAGAAAAUUACAUGUUUUUAUCCAGUCAUGUAAUUCAGUGUUUGUAACAUCCACUUUCAAUACUUAUCAAGAUCAAUAAAAUGGCAUUUUAACCACAA